UAUUGUAUACAGACAUGUAACCGUUAUGUAUUCCAGUAUAGUUUUUGAAAAUGUCCAAGACGCUCAAUGUGAUAGUUGAUCAUAUGCCACCAUAUUUGUUGUUAAUGACAAAUGAUGGUAAGAUUAAUGAUGUCUCAGGAUAUGUAGGUGAAAUUUGGAAAAUCAUUGAAAAACGUCUAGAAAUCAGGAGCAAUUACGUGCGUGGAGACUUCACUGCAGGCAAAUUAAUGUUGAAAGAAAACACUGGUGACGUCCUCUUGGUGCCGAUUGUGGUCACCACUACUGACGUACAGGAUUUUGAUUUUUCAAUUCCGAUUUUUAAAACAUGGUACGAACUGUACGCAAAGUACACCGUCAAUCGAGCUACUUCGUUGUCGUACUUGGUUACCUGGAGUCCGGAAGUAUGGGCAGCGUUUUUGUUGACGAUGUUCGUGAUCGUCGUAUGUAUGUGGUUCGUCGCGAAAAUUAGAUAUUUUAUAUUGUCAGUGGACGACGUAUCUGUGGUACAACCGCAAAAGUGGCAGCGAUCGGCUACCAAAUCUCCUAGUCUGAUAUCCUAUUUCUUCAUCGUAUGGGGAUCAAUUUGCAGUCAAGGACUUCACACCGUCAAUACCAACGCCUGUUCCGUGCGCGUUGUUUCCUGGGUCACCUUGCUAUUCGGGCUGUGUAUUAGCACGUCAUAUUCAGCUGUGUUGUUUUCCCGGUUGACUGUUGACAAAUCUGACCUGGCCAUCCCUUCGUUGGAGUCGCUGUCUAGGCUUCGAACACACGUGGUGUGCGUGCGACGCAACAGCUUUGGAUACUUGCUAUUUAAAGCGAACGAGACGGAUACGUUUUUAAUGGAACGAUGGCUGGGAGUGGUGAACGUUCCGCCGUGUCCCCAGUACGAGUACGGUGACAUCGAUGUGAUGGCCAAGUCGGUGUGCAGUGAUCAAGCUCUGUUGGUGUUAGAGACGCCCAUGGUGAUGGCCAGGGCUAUGAGCUACCAGGAUGGGUGCCGAGUGAUGUCAGUGGCCGGUCGUCACGCGGUAGCUUACGCGUCAGUACUGACGGUCAAAGGAUCACCAUACACGCCCCUGAUUAACGAGAUAAUGGUGUCGCUGCUCACUAACGGCAUAGUGGACUACUUGCAAAAGAAAUGGCUGUCUAGGCAGUUUCGUGACUGGACGUUUACUGAAGCCGACAGCAUCGGAGUGACCAUUGGACACGUACGUGGACUACUCAUCGUCCUUGGAUUAUCCGUCAUCGUCGCCACUGCUGUCAUGCUCGUCGAGCUGGUCACCGCUAAAUCUAACCAACCCACAAUUUCGAUUCCAUUUCGUAACGUUGAUCGCAACAGCCAAAACAGCGUUUAUGAAACUGCUAAUAGUAUCCGUUGGCACAAAUGUCGUGAUCGCUAAGAGUGCUAUAUUUAUUAUAGUUCCUUAAAUUCUAAACUUUAUAAGCCCAAUUCAAGUUAAUAAAAGUACUUGGUGGGCAACUCACACUUCAUUGCACGACAACUAAACAUAGCAAAAGUAGAUAGGUAAGGGGAAAGGUGUUGAAUUCCGCUGAGUAGCGACACGAAACUACUUAAUGUUUAUUUUUGAAAAUAAUUUGUAUCUAAAUAUCUGUAGUCUAUAUCGACAAAUAUUUAUAAAAUAUUUAUAUUAGACAU
Messenger RNA from Melanaphis sacchari, 1657 nucleotides. RefSeq lists its product as uncharacterized. Gene Ontology annotation, molecular function: ligand-gated monoatomic ion channel activity. Bases 51 to 1400 code for a protein of 449 amino acids. The record is from RefSeq and is a predicted model, not a curated record. Gene Ontology annotation, cellular component: membrane. The transcript has 8 exons. Lineage: Eukaryota; Metazoa; Arthropoda; Insecta; Hemiptera; Aphididae.